Messenger RNA from Xyrauchen texanus (razorback sucker), 5075 nucleotides. Its product is annotated as guanine nucleotide-binding protein subunit beta-4. Gene Ontology annotation, cellular component: heterotrimeric G-protein complex; cytoplasm. Gene Ontology annotation, molecular function: signaling receptor complex adaptor activity; protein binding. Bases 229 to 1251 code for a protein of 340 amino acids. The transcript is spliced from 10 exons. The record is from RefSeq and is a predicted model, not a curated record. NCBI's taxonomy places the organism in Eukaryota, Metazoa, Chordata, Actinopteri, Cypriniformes, Catostomidae. Gene Ontology annotation, biological process: G protein-coupled receptor signaling pathway.
GUAUGGGUGUGGUAAUCGCUCUGUGAAUUGCCUUGAAUCUCGUAAAUUUGGCGCCCGAGGCCCUGUUGUGGAUUAAAAUAAGACGAAAUGAGCGAAAUAAUAUUUUGAACAUUUUAGUCUGGAUAUUGAGGCACCCGUCUAGGCAGCAGGAGGAUAUUGUUGUGUUGUUACAGCAGGACUUAAUCAGUAUUAUCAAAGCUGAGAAGGGAGUGAAACGCUCCGAGGAUCAUGAGUGAGCUGGAGCAGUUGCGGCAGGAGGCAGAGCAGCUGCGCAAUCAGAUCAGAGAUGCCAGGAAAGCAUGCAGUGACUCCAGCCUGUCCCAGAUUACAGCUGGUCUGGAUUCAGUGGGAAGGAUCCAGAUGAGAACGAGGCGGACCCUCCGAGGCCAUUUAGCCAAAAUCUACGCCAUGCACUGGGCCACAGAUUCCAGGUUACUAGUUAGUGCCUCACAAGAUGGCAAACUCAUCAUUUGGGACAGCUACACCACAAACAAGAUUCACGCCAUUCCCUUACGAUCAUCAUGGGUGAUGACAUGUUCCUACGCUCCCUCAGGGAACUAUGUAGCCUGUGGAGGCCUGGACAACAUCUGCUCCAUCUACAGCCUUAAAACCCGUGAGGGCAAUGUCAGAGUCACUAGAGAACUGCCUGGACACACAGGUUAUUUGUCAUGUUGUCGCUUUCUUGACGAUAGCCAGAUAGUCACCAGCUCUGGAGAUACCACAUGUGCUCUGUGGGAUAUUGAGACUGGUCAACAGACCACCACAUUCACAGGGCAUAGCGGAGACGUGAUGAGCCUGUCCCUCAGUCCAGACACCAGGACCUUCGUGUCGGGUGCCUGCGACGCGUCCUCCAAACUUUGGGACAUCCGAGAUGGAAUGUGCAGACAGUCUUUCACCGGUCAUGUGUCUGAUAUAAAUGCUGUGUGUUUCUUUCCUAAUGGUAAUGCCUUCACAACGGGAUCUGAUGAUGCCACGUGUCGGCUGUUUGACCUUCGUGCUGACCAGGAACUGAUGAUGUAUUCGCAUGACAACAUCAUAUGUGGCAUCACCUCUGUGGCCUUCUCAAAGAGCGGCCGCCUGCUUCUCGCUGGCUACGAUGACUUCAACUGCAAUGUGUGGGACACGCUAAAGGGAGAGCGUGCAGGUGUUUUAGCUGGGCAUGACAACAGGGUCAGCUGUUUGGGGGUGACCAGUGAUGGCAUGGCUGUAGCCACUGGUUCUUGGGACAGCUUCCUCAGGAUAUGGAACUGACCUGACGGGACUCUGGGGAGCCAUUCUUUCCAAUCACAGCUAAUGUAGUGCACCUCUGCCACACCGGACCCUUCCUUUCCACUCCUCCUUCAUAGAGAUGACCUGGUUUUCUUCUCCUUGGACCACACUAUCCCUCCAUCCAGCAGUCAGUCAAAGACGUGAGGACCAGCAGUGAAGACCCUCCAUUUGCUUUUCUGUCUCUCUGACUCUAGGUCUUCAUGUCUAACUCUAGAGGUGGGGCACAGAUGGUGUUGUUGUAUAUAUUGCCAUUCUUUGUGCUUUUACGUGUAACAUAUGCACUUCUGUGUUUGGAUGUUCUGGUUUGUGGAUACUCGUGGUGGGUGUCUUGACUGUCCCUGUUUUUAAUUUUUGCUUAAAGAUUUAAUAAUUUUUUUGUCCCCAAUCACAGUGAUAUUUGCCAUACCCAAAGGCCAAUCAGUGUCAUGAACAGAAGGAUGAGUUGAGUAGUGAAGAUGAGGCUGACCUGCUCUUGCACAGUGUUUGUUGCAUUAGUGUUUGACCUUUUAAGGGAUCAUUCACCUAGAAAAAUUAUGUCAUUUUCUCACCCUCAUGUCAUUCCAAAACCUUAUUGGAACAUAAAAUGGAGAUAUAAAGAAGAAUGUUAACCUCUGUUACCAUUAACUCUAAUUGCAUCUUUUUUCCAUACAUUGAAAGUGAAUGGUGACUGAGGCUAAAAUUCUUCCUAACAUCUCCUUUUGUGUUCCAUGAAGAAAGUCUUGUGGUUAGAAACGACAUGAGGAUGGGUUAAAGACAGAAUUGUAAUUUUUGGGUAACCUAUCCCUUUAAGUGUACUUUAAUUGCAUUGGCUGUGUUAGUGUACCAUAGGUUGGUAGUGUAUCUAAGCCUGUAUGUGCUGUCCUCUAAGCCCGACAACAGUGUUUGGCUUGUUUCAGUGUGUUAAGACUGUAUUACUAAGUGCAGAGAAGGAUUUACUGGCAGCCUGUCUGUCCCAUCUGUCUUCAGAAGGUUCCACCAUUGUGAUUUGUCUUUACUGUCACUAGAUGUGGUCUUAAAUUUGCUGCUUUCCAUAUUGAUCCAGCUGACCAUACUGUAUGUAUUACACAUUUAUGAUUAAGGUUCGGUUCAGCAUUUUGUUUGAAUCCAAAAACCAAGCACGGCCUUGAUGCUCUGUGGCACUUUGCCAUUGGUGAGCAGGCAGGAGGUGCCACCUAAUAAGUUACAAGAGGCCUUGGCCACUGCCAUUCUGACUUACAGCAUUGUUUGCCUUCCUACACACACUCUGAAAACCUGCCCUUUUGAGAUGAGGAUGUAGCUCGGACUGUAUGCUUAUGCACUAGAAGAUAGUCAUGUAAUACAGCACGCACUGAUGUUUCUGCACAUAUUUUAAUUAAUGUAGUACUUCAGCUCUGUGGCAAGAAAGCUAAAAAAAAAAAACAGUCAUGGUUUUAUAAGCCAACAAGCUACACUGUGCGUGUCUUUUCCACAAAUGUGAGUUUUGAAGGUAUAGAUCUCUGCCUGUGUAAGUCUAAAAAAAUAUCAAAGUAAGCCUUAACCAUCACAGUUCACCGAAAUCACCAUAAUAAUUUUGUGCCAAUCGAUAUGAAUGAACUCUGAUCACAAAGACUGGUUUUGUGAGCGUAUUAUAAACUGUAUUAAUGUUGUUUUUGCUUUUAAUCAUGGCUAUUGAACUAAAAGGUUUGGACAUAUUGCUUUUAUUUAUACAUAUAUAUAUUCAGAGUGCUUGUUGAAUUAACUUUUCCAUUUAUAAUUCCAGAUUGCAUUCUGUUGCAUGAGUUGUUUUCUAAUUCAUGCCUUUUUUGUUUUUUGACAUUUGUUUACUGUUCACCAGAUAAAUCUUUUCAGCGCUCGUUUCAAUAUUUUAUUUGAAUCAUGCAGUUAGUUAUGCUGUGAAUGGACAUCCAAGCAUAUGUGGAAACUUAGUGGUGUUUUUCAAUUCUUCAAAGUUGUUUUGAGUGUUUACAACAUUUAGACCAUUGCUUUUAAGGUACAUGAAGUUGAAUUUGCAUUUUGUGAUGAACACAAUAUACAGUAUAACCAACAAAGGUUCAUGUGGUAUUUUAGUCAUCAAAAAAUAGCCUUUUAUUUUCUAAUUGACAAGUUAAGUGCUCUCUGAAGUUCAACCUGGAGGAGUAAGCUACAUACUAUCCUAUGGAUAUUUCAGCUAGCUAACUGAGACUUAUCCUAUGGAUAAGAUCAAACACUGUGCUAGUGAGGUCACAGUCCACUGACUUCAGAAAUCAGCUUGCUUCCUUAAUACAGUUUACAAAAUUACCCUCUUUUUGUUUUAUUUUUUUUUAUUUUACUGUUUGUUUGGGAUGGUUCACCCAAAAAUGAAAAUUCUGUCAGCAUUUACUCGUAUGACUGGAUUUCUUUUGAGCAACACAAUAGAUGUUGGGCAGAAUAUUAGCCUCACCAUUCACUUUCAGUGUGCCGUUUUACAGUGCAAAGCCACUUGUGUUUCUCAGUGGAAAGAAAGUCAAAUGGGUUUAGAACGAAAAUAGAGUCAGUAAAUGAUCACAGAAUUAGCAUUUUUGGUUGAACUAAUCCUGCUCAGUAGAUUGGCCUUUAUGAAGUAAAAACUUGGCAAGAAACUGAAUCCGUGUGAACGAAUUGAACAACUGUGAAAAUUAUUGUUAGAACUUUUAAAAGUGUUAUGUAACAAAAAAUGCGGCUUCAGGUAUAUUCAAAUCUUUCUCAAUCAGCAUUUGUUUUGUUUACAGUACACAGGCGGAAUAAUCUAUGACAUGAGCUCUGAAUAUUUAUAUUUUCAAAAAAAUAAGGCCCCCCCCAAUUUCCGACGUGCAGGCCUCAUUGUUAGAGGAGGUUGAGCGAGAGCCUGAUUUUUCUGAAUUGGAACUAGGCCAUGGUUUUUUUGCUGAGGUGGUUACGCUACCAAACAUAACGAAAUUACUUCACUGAAACCCUGAAGCAGAUUUCCUCAUUGCAGUAAUUCAUGUCAAUCAUGUGAUCACAACAAAGAAAUGACCUGACCUCAUUUCUAAAAAGAAAGUACACUAGAGUCAAAGCAAAAAGCAACAUAUUGUUUGUGUGUUUGCAUUCGUUUUAACUUGUUACAAUAUGGCACAACAUACUUACGAACAGUACUCUGAUAACCCAAGUGCAAUCUUUAAAUCAUAUUAACAACAGACUUUCUCUCAACCCUAAACACAAGUUGUGGUUUAAAUAAUUCAUAGUGGUUUUGAUGUAUUUUAUCUAGAUUUCAGCGAUAGACUCCCUUUUAAAAGUUCAGAGUGCCUGUAAAUGACCAAAUCAAUCAUCUUUGCUGGUUUAGCGAUGGACAAAAGUUGUUGACGGGGAUGGGGGGGAGUGAUUGUAAAUGAGAUGACUGUGGAGUUCAGGGUGCCCACUUGUCUGUGUGUGUCCUAACCCCCCACCCCAAUCCGCCACUGGACAAAAAGCAUAUGGAUGGUCCUUUAGAUGCCAUAACUAUCUGAUUAAAACCAAAUGAUUUCGUUUUUGAUUCUCUUAUUCAGUAAUUCUGUUUUUGUUUUUUUGUUUUUUGUUUUUGGUGGUACUGUCUGACACGUUGGACAAAAUCAGAAGACAAAACCUCUUGACUCUAACACACAUUUGUCUUAAUUUACUUUAAUGUCUUUGUUAUUGAAAACAGAUUUGUUUUAUUUCAUGACAUUGGUUCAGAAAACAAUGAUCACUUGCUGUGGAAUAUUUUUAAGUCUUUUCUUUUUUUAACACCAGAGUUUUUUUGUAUUUGUACAGUGGCAGUGACACCUGUUACUAUUUGUUCUCAUAAUCAAUAAAGGCUUUUCAUCAAGGGCAUUGUUUUCUUGUAAAUGGUACUA